Vigna radiata var. radiata (mung bean) is the source of this 722-nucleotide messenger RNA. Its product is annotated as protein DMP9-like. The coding region runs from base 1 to 639 and encodes 212 amino acids. Gene Ontology annotation, biological process: endomembrane system organization. The transcript has a single exon. Lineage: Eukaryota; Viridiplantae; Streptophyta; Magnoliopsida; Fabales; Fabaceae. The record is from RefSeq and is a predicted model, not a curated record.
AUGGAUGAAAGGGAAGAAGAAAUGGGCAUAAAAGUGUACAAUGCAACUCCACCGGCAGAGGAAGGAGGAACAAUCAAGAACCGACAGCAGAACAAGCGUCGUGCAUUGAUGGCAAAGGGUGUUCAGAAAACCCUAUCCAAAACUUCUCUCCUCGGAAACUUCCUUCCCACGGGCACUCUCCUCACCUUCGAGAUGGUGCUGCCUUCAAUCUACAAGAACGGAGAGUGCAGCCACGUGCAGACCCUCAUGAUCAACUUCCUCCUUGCUGUCUGCGCCCUCUCAUGCUUCUUCUUCCACUUCACUGACAGUUUCCACGGUCCUGACGGAACCCUCUACUAUGGCUUCGUCACCACCCGCGGCCUCUCCGUCUUCAAGCCUUCUCUCCCCGCCGUCCCUGUGCCGAGCGACGACAAGUUCAAGGUGGGGUUCACAGACUUCGUCCACGCCGUCAUGUCCGUGAUGAUAUUCGUGGCCAUUUCCGUUUCCGAUCACAGGGUCACCAACUGUCUGUUCCCUGGGCGUGAGAAGGACUUGGAGCAGGUUAGGGAGAGUUUUCCUCUCUUGGUCGGACUCCUUUGCAGUGGCCUGUUCCUCGUCUUUCCCACUUCCAGACAUGGAAUUGGUUGCAUGUCUUCCUAGUUCCUUCUGUUCCUUUCUUUACUAUAUUGUCUCUUCUGUUUCAUAUUAUGGUUCUAAUGUAUUAUAGUUGCCUUUUUCUUUCU